Messenger RNA from Carlito syrichta (Philippine tarsier), 930 nucleotides. RefSeq names its product olfactory receptor 2AE1. The record is from RefSeq and is a predicted model, not a curated record. Lineage: Eukaryota; Metazoa; Chordata; Mammalia; Primates; Tarsiidae. The transcript has a single exon. Gene Ontology annotation, biological process: G protein-coupled receptor signaling pathway. Gene Ontology annotation, molecular function: olfactory receptor activity; G protein-coupled receptor activity. Gene Ontology annotation, cellular component: membrane.
AUGUGGCAGAGGAAUCAGAUCUCUCCGGCAGAAUUUACCCUUGAAGGGCUCUUCAGUGACUCUCUCACCCAUCGUUUUCUUUUCUCCUUGACCACGGCUGUCUUCCUCGUUGCAGCGAGUGGCAACACCCUCCCCAUUCUCCUCACCUAUGCUGACCCCUAGCUUCACACAGCCAUGUACUUCCUGCUCAGUCAGCUCUCCCUCCUGGACCUGAUACCUGUCUCCACAGCCAUCCCUAAGAUGUUUACCAACUACCUAUCUGGCAAGAGGUCUGUCUCCUUUGUGGGCUGUGCAACCCAGCAUUGUUUCUGUUUGUCUCUGGGUGGUGCCGAGUGCCUUCUCCUAGCUCUCAUGUCCUAUGAUCUCUAUGUUGUCAUCUGUCAUUCACUGGAUUAUUCUGUGCUCAUGAACAAAAGGAUGAGACUGAUGAUGGGUGUCAUGUCAUGAUUGGGGGCAUCCAUGAUUUCCCUAAUUCACACCGUGAUCUUGAUGUACUUCCCUUUCUGUGGGCCUUGGGAAAUCCAUUACUACUGUGAGUUCCCAGCUGUUGUAAAGUUGGCAUGCAGUGACGUCUCUGUUUAUGAGACCACAGUAUACCUUGGCAGCAUCCUUCUCCUCCCCAUCUUUCUGGUUUCUACAUCCUAUGUCUUCAUCCUCCACAGUAUCAUUCAGAUGUGUUCAGCUGGGAGCAAGAGAAAUGCUUUUGCCACCUGUAGUCCUCACCCCAUUGUGGUUUCCCUCUGGUUUGGUGCCUGCGUCUUCUCAUACGUGAGGCCCAGGUCCCAGCGCACUCCAUUGCCAGACAAGGUUGGUUCUCUCUUCUGUAGCAUCAUCGCUCCUUUGCUGAGUCCUCUGAUUUAUACUCUCCGGAAUAAGGAUGUCGCUAAGGCUCUGAGGGGAGUGCUGAGGAGAGGUAUUAACACCCAGUGA